CUAUACACUAGUUUACAAAUAAAAAUUGAAAAAUGUUUUCAAAUUUUCUUAUUUUAUUAAUUUUUUUGUAAAACAAACGGCUUGUCAUUGACGAUAGAGGGCUGUCAGAGCGUUAAGGGCUUUGCCCUGAAAUGAGCAAUCUUGUUUUGUUUAUUUUUGUUUUCUUUUUUUUCGAUAAAACGGUUUUGGCUUUGUUAACUUAUAUUGUGUAAUUUUGAGGGUAAAAUAUUUUUUAAAAUAAUUUUUCAUUCGUGUCAGUUCGGAUGGGUGGUAAAAAUUUUAAGUUCAAUUUUUUUAUGACAACUUUUGUUUUCGGCUCAACAUGGGUCGACCCAAAUUUUGUCAGCUUAGUUGCCGCUUGGUAAAUGAUUUCCAGUAAUUUUAAGGCUGUUUAUGAACAUCAUCCAAUACAAACAUGAAGUUUUUGCAGAUGUUGCUGUUUCGGUUUUUUAGCUUUUUUUAAAUUCAAAUUUUCAAAAAAAAUUGACUUUCGUCUCUUUUUAUUCACAAACUAACGCAAUGUAUCCUCAGCUUCGCCUCUGAGGAUGACUUUGAGAAGAUCCUAAUGUAUUCGAUGCUGCAAUAUUUCGUUGCUGCCUGUUUCUGCUGGUGAGAGAACUUUCCCAAUGCCAAAUUAAAAUUAAUUGUACUAAAUUUGUCUUUGUUUUUUUUUAUUAGGGAACCGCAUGGUUGUUGAAUAAUAUUUUUGACUGGUUUUACGCAUAAAAUGAUUUUGUGGGCGAAAUUUGCAUCUCAGCUCUCGCUGGUGUGAGAUAGAAGACUGAAUUCAAGCAAAGAUAUUUGACCUUCGCUAAUGGAUUUCCCCGGAGACCCCGUGGAAUAAUGUCUCCAGUCUUUUUAAGAUGCCAAAGUAAUGGCAUCUUCAGUGUUUUUUUCACUUUUCCUUUCAUUUUCCUUUGGAAUUUUUGUUUUAUUCCUAGCUAUUCUCAAUGUGCUUACCUAGACUACUAUACUGCCUUGUGUUUUGCCUGAAGCGGCAGAAAGAGUUUAUUCUGUAGCGCAUGCUCUAGAAUGCACUAUAUUGUCCUCCAUUCAAACUACAUUUUGAAGAGUUGAUUUUGUUCUCUGCUUAGCUCAGUUGGCGUUACUUUCAUAGGCUAUAUUUGCCAAACGUCGUUCUGAAUUAAUCAUAGGUGCUGCAGUUUAAUGUUUGCUUCAGCUGAAAUCGAAUUUAAACCUUUCAAAAUUUCGCUGCUCUGAUCAAAUUGCUGUGAAAUGUAUAUUUCUUAUAUCGCAUAUCAAUCAUGAACAGCGCAAAGAAAAAUUUUGAAAAAUCAAAGCAACCCGUGGAUUAUGAAAAACCGCAAAUACAGAGUUUUUUCGAACAAGAAUUAACAUUCGUUUUAUUUUGCGCCCAGGUUUUUAUUUUAUCAUUCCAGGCUUGGAUUCUAGGUUAUUUUGGAUUCUCUUGCGCAUGGGGUCUGGGAACAGCUUAUCUCAUUGCGAAGUACUGGCACAAAAUCGUCGAUGUUUUUGUCAAGGAUCAAGUCGACCUUUUAUGGUGCCGGAAAAUCAAUCAAAUUGAAAAUCCUCGCAACGAGUCAGUUGAAUGGGCAAAUCUUAUAGUCGACAGAUGGAUGCGUUUCUCCGAACCAGAGAUUGCCAGCAUGCUGAGAGGAGUUUUGAAUCCGAUUCUGAGAAGCUGCAAACCGGUCUUUUUAGAUUCUCUCCAAAUGUCAUCUUUUUCUUUGGGCAGUGGAAUGCCGCGAAUUUCUUCUAUAAGUAUCUCGGACCUUGCAGUUAAUCCGAGCGAAACUCUCGUACUGGAGAAAGUGCGGCAAACGUUGAUGCAGAAGGAAGUUUUCGAAUUGAUCGUGGAGCUCGACUUCGAACAUAACUCGCCCGAUUUCCUCAUCCAAGUUGUGGGAAAUCUAAAAACUAUUGCUCCCGAUCAAGUACUGAAGACGUACGGCUUGAACCUGACUGUGAAUGUGGAGAAGCUGAAGUUUUCGGGUCGCUGUCAAGUUGGAAUCACAUUUGACCGCAAUAUUCCGUUUCCUCACGCAAAGCAUGCAUCCAUCAUGUUCCUCGAUGAACAACCUAAAAUUUCGAUGUCAAUCAUGACGAUGCACACGAAUGUAAUGGCACUACCGAAGCUGAAUGACUGGAUAAACACCAUCGUUAAAACAUCUCUCUCAGACUACCUCUAUUACCCUCACAGAUUUUACAUUCCACUCUAUAAUGAGCCUGGCGUCGCUAGGAAGAGUGACUAUCAACGAGCGGAUUCCAUUUCUGGUGCUGUCGAAAGUAGCGCAGUUGAAGUCAGGACCGUCGGCUCUUCUAAAGCUGAAGGUCUUCUGUUCGUUACGAUAAUGUAUGGAGAUGUUUCGAACCCUCAUUCAGCCAGUUGUAAAUCCGAUGACCUCAUAUGGUGCUCAGUCAAGUUAGACUCAUCUGCUAGUUUGACCCAUCCUAGAGCUGCCAACAAACCCUGGGCCGAAGACGUGGCCUUUCUCGUGUAUAAUCUGCAGGCUGACAAGGAUGUGAACAUCGCUCAGCCCAGUAGUAAUAAGCUGAUAGUAGCAGUCAAAAGCAAAAGCAUGUUGGGAAAACUCACGCUUGCUGAGUACUCGGUCAACAUUGGCAAAAUAGGGCUGGAAGACGGGAAAGAAAACCUUAUCAAGCCAUUCAAACACAAGAGCCAGAAACUGGGUUCCAAAGACAUUCCGGACUUGAAGUUCAAACUGACGUAUCACAAGCUUGGCUCCUUUUCAAUUGUUGACAAAAUAAGGAAGAUUUCGGCGAUGACUGAGAAAAUUAUAAUUGAGGAUCCGAUUUCCGCACUUUUGACGAGCAGUGACGAAAUUGAUGGCACAAAAGGUCAAGAGGAUGAAAACGGCAUUGAAGGAGAUAAUGCUGAAAAGACAGAAAGAACUAUUCCCAGACUGACGAGUGCGAAGUCAGUGUCUGUCGCUGAGCCGAUUAUGGACUCCUCGGGCGUUGUGAGUCUUGUGGUCCACUCUGGGCACAACUUGCCAGCCAUGGACCUGAAUGGCCUCUCAGAUCCAUACGUCAACAUUUGGUUCAACAACAGCAAAAUCAAACAGAGUCCUUCAAUAAAGCGAACGUUGAACCCGAUAUGGAAUUUUCACUGCGACUUCAUGGUCGAAGACUACACUACGUCUCCUCUGCUGAUCGAAGUGUUCGACUGGGAUGGUAUGACUACCAAGGAUGACUACAUUGGGUCUGUUGAACUCAAUAUUGGUGAAGUGAGGGAGAGGAAGCGCUUUGACCUCCGAGACGACGCAGGAGCUGUGGGCUCUGUCGGUUUCAUCAUAGUGUCUCUCAUGUUUCAUCCAUUUCCACAGUUACAGCCAAUACUGGAGUGUGACAGUGGAAGCGACAAACGAGGCAUGAGCAGAUCGCGUUCCAGUUCCUCACUCGCUCCCCACACGGCCUCAGUGAUCAGCAGACCCAAGGCCCAGACCCUGGACUACAGUCUGGAGAAGCAACUGGGCAUAAUAGAGGAGGAUGAUCACGAGGACGUGGAGUUGCAAAUAGUGAGGGCAACUGGACUCAAAGCUGCAGACCCAGGAGGCACAAGCGACCCGUUCUGUGUGAUCACAGUUGACGGAAACCAACAAAAAUUUAAGACGGAGGUCAUCUACAAAACAUUGGAUCCCAUCUGGAAUGAGAAACUCAUCAUUCCCUACCCCUACAAGAUCAUAGAGGUCAAGGUCAUGGACAAAGACACUCUGAGAGAUGAUUUUUUGGGAAGAGCUAUUUUUCUGACCAAAGACACAGACGGCGCCAACUUGGUCCACAAGGUCAUGGCCCUAUGUGAAGACAAUCCAGAAUACGAAUAUGAAAUGGAAUUGCGUGACAAAGAUUCACAAGGGUCACUAUUCAUCCGAAUGCAUCAGGUCGAAGAAACUGCUAGACAAAGUCUUCGUUCAAGGCAAAGAAAAGAAAGCGAAGAAAUAGAAGCCAUGAAAGUACACAACAUAUCACCAAUGGCAGUGGUGCCUCCUCCUUCCAAAAAGUCAGGCGCCAAGAAAGCUAAGAAACUUCUGAAACAAGUCAGCCGUAAGUCCCUACAACCAAGCUCAAUGUAUGCCAUCUUGCCAUUUGAGUUAACAUAAAGAAAACAACUUUCCUAUUUCAAUGGCCAAUAAGAUCUGCUCAAUAUGAAGGCACUCAUUUGAACUUGACCGAAUGUGGCGUUAUAAUGUGCAAAGAUGAGUUUUAUUAAAAUGCAAGUUUUAUUAAUAUGCCGUCUGAAAAUGCAUAAAUUUUAGGGGACCAAAACAACUAACUUAUUGGUGUUAUGAUAAUAAUUGGGGACUGAUUUUA
Molecule: messenger RNA, 4314 nt
Organism: Symsagittifera roscoffensis
Lineage: Eukaryota; Metazoa; Xenacoelomorpha; Acoela; Convolutidae
Exons: 20
Coding region: 1266-4103 (945 amino acids)
Molecular function (GO): lipid binding
Source: RefSeq, a predicted model, not a curated record